AUGGCUACUGCUGAUCACUCGGGCUCAGUUCCCACACACGACCAUACCGAAUCUCGAGGCCACGAUGAAGAUACCGUUCAAGCCGCCGGCGAAAACGUAGCACCAGACAGGCACAUGCCCGCCGAAGACCACGAAACCAGCGAGGCCAGGAAUGAAACAACCACAACAGACGUGGAGGCAGCAGCAGCGGAGCCCGCACCGCCACCAAUCCACUCGGUAUUUUCCAAGAAAACCAAGCUUCUCAUAAUCACCAUGACUACCAUGGCAAGCUUCUUCUCUCCGGUCUCCGGCCAGAUCUACCUACCCGCACUGAACACUCUGGCCAAGGAAUUCCACGUCUCGCUCGCUGACAUUAACUUCACUGUCACGAGCUAUAUGAUUUUUCAGGGCAUAGCACCCAUGUUCUUUGGCGACCUGGCAGACCAACUCGGACGAAGACCUACCUACAUCUGCUGCUUCGUCAUUUUCUUCUUUGCCAACUUGGGCCUCGCCCUGCAGCGCAACUACGCGGCGCUACUCGUGCUCCGAGCCAUGCAGAGCAGCGGCAGCAGCGGUGUCAUCGCCUUGGGCAACGGCGUCAUAUCCGACGUGACGACCAGCGCAGAGCGCGGCUCUUACGUUGCCUGGGUUCAGAUGGGAACCCAGCUUGGUCCCGCCCUUGGGCCUAUCCUUGGCGGCGUCCUUGCACAGUUUCUCGGAUGGCCGUCCAUCUUCUGGUUCUUGGCCAUUAGCGGCGGCGUCUACCUUAUCCUGUAUAUCAUCCUGAUCCCGGAGACGGGUAGAAACGUCGUCGGUGAUGGCUCGCUGCCGCCGCAGGGCUGGAACAAGUCUUUGCUCAACAUCAUUGCAGAGCGUAGACGCAAGAAGAACGGACUUGAACGUACAGUCUCGCGGCAGGCCAAGCAUGAGGAGAGCAAACGGCUCGCGGCGGGGCGACAUCUACGUUUUCCCAACCCGUUCCAGGCGCUGCGCAUCGUCGUCGAGAAGGACGUCUCACUGAUACUACUAGCACUCUCCAUCCUUAUGACCGGCUUCUUCUGCAUGAUCGUGCCCAUGCCUGGCAUCUUCGCCAGCACCUACGGCUUCAACGACCUCCAGAUCGGCCUCUGCUACAUACCUUUCUCAGCCGGUGCCAUGCUCGGCAGUCUCGCCUGCGGCCGCUUCCUCGACCAUAACUUUCGCCGUGUCGCAGCUAAGCACGGCAUCACCGUCGAUCGCAAGCGCGCCAGUAGCAUGCGGAACUUCCCCAUCGAGCGCGCCCGGCUCGAAAUCAUCUGGGCUCCGCUGGUCAUCGGGAGUUUGUCGACGCUCGUAUGGGGCUGGGUUCUCCGCGCCCAAACCUCUCUUGCAGCGCCCCUCGUCAUCCUUUUCAUCGGCGGCGCUAUGCUCUCGGGCACUAUGUCGAUGCUUAUGACACUGCUGGUCGACCUGUACCCGCAGCGUGCCAGCACGGCCAUGGCCGGCCUGAACUUGUGCCGUUGCAGUAUGAGCGCCACCGGCACCGCGUCCGUCGAGUACAUAAUCCGCGCGUGGGGCCUCGGCUGGACGUACACGUUUCUCGGCUUGCUGAUGCUGGUGGGCAGCAUAGCGCCGUUGGCGGUUGUGGUGUGGAAGGGGCCGAGAUGGCGGGAGGAUAGGUUUUUGAGGAUGGAGAGGAAGGAGAAGAAGGAUAAGGAAGAACGAAAGACGUUGGAUGGGGGUGUGAGGAGGGGUGAUGGUGGUGUUAAUGGUGUAGAGGAGCGUGUGCGGGAGGAACUUGAGGAGGGGGAGAGGGAGGAAGAUGUUGGACCGCAGCAGAGUGGAGGUGAUGCCAAGGCUGACGGACGGAAGUAA
This is a messenger RNA of Diplodia corticola, 1833 nucleotides long. Its product is annotated as major facilitator superfamily transporter. Gene Ontology annotation, molecular function: transmembrane transporter activity. The record is from RefSeq and is a predicted model, not a curated record. NCBI's taxonomy places the organism in Eukaryota, Fungi, Ascomycota, Dothideomycetes, Botryosphaeriales, Botryosphaeriaceae. The transcript has 3 exons. Bases 1 to 1833 code for a protein of 610 amino acids. Gene Ontology annotation, biological process: transmembrane transport.